Molecule: messenger RNA, 406 nt
Organism: Paraglomus occultum
Lineage: Eukaryota; Fungi; Glomeromycota; Glomeromycetes; Paraglomerales; Paraglomeraceae
Source: the annotation of a GenBank genome assembly
AUGGAGAGCAGCAUCUUCGGAGGCAGUACUUGGAAAGAAAGAUGAGGGAAAGGUUGAAUGUUGGUGGGAGACUGGAAGAAUGAAUGGCAGCAGAAGUGUCGUGUCGUCACACGGCUCGCAGUUGCCUGUAUCCAGCAUUUUGGAUGGAACGGAAGGAGCCCAUGGAAAUCAAACGGCCAUCGUUGUCUCUACAAACAGAAGAAAAUACAAGAAAUAUCACUCCAAACGGAGGACUGCUGUUGUAAACGCUUCAACAUGCGGUGCCUGGAAGCAGAUUCGGUGGAAUGACUCCGCCUUACCUUCUCCUCCUACCUUUUUCCAUGUCUCAGCUGGAAACGAGUGUGGCCAGCCCCAUGGACGUCAAAGUCGUGCAAACAGCAGAGCGGAGAAGGUGUUUGUGAGGUCG